Synchiropus splendidus (mandarinfish) is the source of this 2141-nucleotide messenger RNA. Its product is annotated as serine/threonine-protein kinase pim-2-like. Gene Ontology annotation, cellular component: cytoplasm. Gene Ontology annotation, biological process: negative regulation of apoptotic process; regulation of mitotic cell cycle; protein autophosphorylation. NCBI's taxonomy places the organism in Eukaryota, Metazoa, Chordata, Actinopteri, Syngnathiformes, Callionymidae. Bases 396 to 1475 code for a protein of 359 amino acids. The record is from RefSeq and is a predicted model, not a curated record. Gene Ontology annotation, molecular function: protein serine/threonine kinase activity; ATP binding. The transcript is spliced from 2 exons.
GCACAGUUUUUUUUUUUUACUUUUGCCAAUAUGUACUGGGUCUCCAUGGUGCUACUUCCACUCUUGGAGAUCUGACCUUGACUGAAGGUUAUGAAGUUAAGGUCACAUGCGGACAGCCAAACCCCGGACACUGUUUCAGUUCAGUGUCAGCCGGGACGUCUUGGUCAGGAGCCUUAAGGAGUCGAUAAAGGGAAAAGAACCAGGUUGCUCCUGCCUCCUUUAAUGAUUUCUAAUAAAGGAUGAAAGUACUGAGUGGCUAAACACUACAGGUAGACCUGUGAAGUGCUCCUGUGAUGUAAAAGAUAUAUAACCAACGUAUGCAGGUGUCCCAGCGACACAGGUCAUUGGUUCAUUAUCUCGUACUGAACUGAUUUGCGUGAUCGAUCGACCCUGAUAUGAGCGUUCACACAUCCUCUUUUCAAAGAGAUGUGACCGAAAACUUGGAGAGGUGCAGCGGUUUCCCCAACACCUGCAAGUACAACCUCAGGACAAGGAAGAGGAAGAGAAGCGCUUCAUGUCAGGAUGAUCUGGCCAGCAGGAGACACCGGAGCAGUGAGAGCAGGGAGCCGGCCAGAGAGCUGGGCCCUGCCAGGGCUGCCGCCGAGAAUAUAGCGCCGCAUCCGCUCCUGGCAGGUGAAACUAGGAGGCUGGAUUUCGAAGCUAAAUAUUGUCAGUCAGACUUGCUGGCCAGAGGCGGUCAUGCAUCCGUCUACACCGGGUACAGGAGAGUUGACCAUGCCCCGGUGGCAAUCAAACGCAUCCCCAGGAAGAACAUCUUCCGGAAAUCAGUGUUGCACAGAAACAUGAUGGUUCCUUCUGAAGUGGUUGUGAUGGACAAAGUGGCCUGUGGAGACGGAGAGCCAGAGGGGAGAUCGAUAACUAUAUCCCUGUUGGAUUAUUAUGAACUCCAGGAAGAGCUCGUGCUGGUCCUGGAACGCCCGGUUCCCGUGAGCAACCUGCGCGAUUACGCAGAGGCCAAAGGGGGUUUCUUGCAGGAUGAAGAGGCAAAGUUCAUUUUCAAGCAACUUGUGGAAGCAGCUGCAGAGCUUGAUUUGAAAAGUAUCUUUCACCGAGACAUCAAGGUGGACAACAUCUUAAUCGACACCAGCUCCGGUUUCCCACGUUUGCGGCUGAUUGAUUUUGGACUGAGCUGUUUCACCAAGAAGAGCUCUUGGUACACGCUGUUCUAUGGCACUUCAGCACACAUUCCGCCUGAAUGGUACAGUCGCAAGAGCUACCGGCCCGGUCCGACCACGGUCUGGCAGAUGGGCAUCGUCUUGUACGAGAUGCUGCACGACGGCGACAACUUUGAGACCAGACGGUUUUUAAAAGACGAACUGAAGAUCAGAAAAAACCUGCCUCUGAGGUGUCAAGAGAUGCUGCAUUGGUGUUUGGCUAAAGACCCUAAACGGCGCCCCACCCUGGCAGAGCUCCUGCUACAUCCCUGGCUAACGGCGAGCCAGGAUGACCACUGAAUCACUUCUUGAGAGUCUCAUAGGUUUGCUCCCUAAGUCAGAAUGGUUGGACAGCAGGCAGAUGCUCCAUGGUUUACGUCACUGCCCAUCAGACCUUGGGGGAGUUUGAAGGUGAAGCUGAUCCAGCAUUAAUCUAGGGGAAACCAUGCUCCCAAAACAACUCUUCCAAACUGUUCUGGUUCUUCACAAGACAACAUCACGCCUCAGAACAUUUCCAACACAGAAACGCGACGGUGAGAACCUGGGUGUCUUCCUUGAAUUUUGAACUACUGUUGAAUGAACAAUAUAAUGCAGCAAUGCAGAGGCUGUCAGUGAAUACAAAUAAAAACCAAGUUCAUUUCAUGCUGCCUGGCUUCAGUUGGGAACCACAUUGCAACUCGCCAAAGACACAACUGCUUCCAGGCCUCAUAAUGCUUUUACUCUUUCCACAUUCACAUUAUAUUUGCGUGGGCUUCUAUUCUAGGCGCAGCGUGACGCUUGAGCAAUGGUUAAGAUGACUCGAAGAGACCACCUCGCAGGUCAACCUGGUCUGACAGGAUUCAGGUUGACAAAGGAAGGAAGAGAAAAGGCCCUUUCUGUCCCUGGACAAACUCAGACGUUCCAUUGGACGAGGGACAGCCGCCUGCUCUGUGGUGUUGCUGGCAACCCUGGCAAGGCAAGCAUGAA